AAUGCCAUAUUGUAAUGCCGUCACGGAAUUUGAAUGUGUAUAUUUGUAUCGGUCGCGGGGUUUGACCAAAUCAAAGAAACUCGGUCAUUGGGCCGUUGAUCGGCCUCCUGAUACACAAAUGUUUAAAGACGAUAUCAAGUUCACAUUUGAUUUAGAUAGUGUACAAUGUUAGUACACUUGUUUCUUUUUAUGAAUAUUUGGACAAUCUGCAGUUUCAAAGAAGAGGAAGGAAAGGUUGACUUGAAUCAGCUUGUUAGUGUUUUAAAAAUACUGAAGACAGAUUUGGAACAGCUGAAAAAGAAUUUUACCGGCCUUAGUACAACAGUUGUUGAAUUAAAAAAGGAAAACGCUCAACUCAAAACUACAUGUAAAUGUGGUGCAACAACUACAAAUGCAAGUAGUGCUGAUGCAAAGAAACCUGCUCCUAAUAACAGCUCAACGAAGCCUUCACCUAAAAAUGCAAGCACUGUUAGUCCGAAAAAAACUGAAGUGCCAGCGAUCAAACCUGUAGUACCAGUGGUGCCUGCAGCUGCUACAACUAAAGAACCAGCACAAGUCAGCAAAGUGGUAGGAUUCACUGCCGCACUAACUAAGAUAAUAAGUCUCGGUGAGCACCAACCUGUAGAAUAUGAUAAAGUUCUUACAAAUGAAGGAAAGGCUUUUGAUAAACGACAUGGACAUUUUAUAGCACCGGUUAAAGGCCUAUAUAUCCUGUCAGCAACAAUUAUAAAUAUUGAAAAAAAGGAAAUGCACAUGGAGAUGGUCAAAAACGGAGUUCAACUCGUCGCUUUCUACGCAGAUCCGGAUGAUUACUCCAUGGGAAGCCAAACAAUUGUAGUAACACUUGAAGCCAACGAUAUGGUAUGGAUGAGACAUUGUCGUAAAAAGAAAGCCUCAUCUAUCUAUGGGAAAAAAGACCAACCAAUCAACUCUUUCUCCGGUGCUUUACUUGUACAGUUACAUUAGUGAAAUAAAAAAUUAAGAGUA
Molecule: messenger RNA, 987 nt
Organism: Mytilus trossulus (common blue mussel)
Lineage: Eukaryota; Metazoa; Mollusca; Bivalvia; Mytilida; Mytilidae
Product: caprin-2-like
Exons: 4
Coding region: 166-966 (266 amino acids)
Molecular function (GO): protein binding
Source: RefSeq, a predicted model, not a curated record